This is a messenger RNA of Rhopilema esculentum, 2900 nucleotides long. RefSeq lists its product as uncharacterized. The record is from RefSeq and is a predicted model, not a curated record. Lineage: Eukaryota; Metazoa; Cnidaria; Scyphozoa; Rhizostomeae; Rhizostomatidae.
UUCAGAAAGUGAUCAACAAUAUAGGAACGGAAAAGCGUUCAAGUAAUGGUGUAACAGCGAUUUGAACAUGGUGCAGUUAAUUAAACGAAAUUUGGCUUUAACAGCCGCUCUGGUUGGAGUUUUGGAACUAUUGAGUGCGUUAGGAUGCUUAAUAACAACGCUGCUGCUCGGAAAUGUUACUAACACCGACUUACAAGCAGGACAGUUAUAUGCGAAAUAUUACGACUCUUCAUCUCCAACUCGCAGAUUUGGAGAGAAUGGCGGGACGUAUUGGUGGAUUGGUUUGCCGUUUCUUCUUCCUGGCUUGAUUGGCAUUGCUGCAUCUGCUACAAGGAGUUUCAGAGUGAUGAUUGCAUUUAUGGUUUCAAAUGUCUUGUCAUUCUUCGCUGGUAUUGCAUUGGCCAUCUUUGUUGGCCUCUUUUAUAACCUUUGGAAAGUCCCAAUGACUGCAUAUGAGGCUAAUAACUGCGUCUUUGAAUAUCACGAGCCGACUUCUAGAACUUUUUGUCAAUGUGUAAUCAGCGACAAGACUCAUAUUGAGUUAAUGGAUGCUGACAGAAUGUGGGUUUAUGUUCAAGCUUGUGACGAGGUGGAAAUCAUUGCGAUGAUGCUGAUUAUCAUCAUAACAAUGGCAAUUCUGUCAUCAUUUUUGGCCCUUUGUUGCAGCUAUAUUGCUUGCUAUGCCCUGCGAUUCCCAGAAAAACCUAAAGCCCAACCAAAAACUGGAUUCAACCCUCUUCCGGCUAAUUUCCAACUUCAAGAAACACGAGCUGAAGAACGCCCAAUGUUAAGAGAACAACCUCGCCAAGAUGCACCCUUGCAACCAAGAAAAGAUUUUGAUAUAGAGCCACCACGACCAUACAAGGAACAAUAUGGCUCCCAGUAUCCACCACCUUAUCAACAUGACUCGGAGCCAGAAAUGAAACGUCCGCCAUCCCCAGAUGAAAAGGAAGACAUUGAUGCUGGGUGGUUGUAAGUCAAUCAGCGCUGUCUAGAAAGCAUCCAUCAGAAAUACACAUUGUCACACAUGUCUUGUUUCACUUGCAGUUCAUGGGGUUGGAGUUUAGGGUAUAGAUGGAACUUAAAAAACAUCCUGUACAGGGACAUUAUUUUGCAGUAUUUAAUUAAUAGGAACUUGAGGUAAUUAGUUUUAGUAAUUUCAUGUUUUACAGUGUCAAGUUUGUUGUAACUAUGCACAGUUAUUGAUAAUUUUGCAAAGAUGAGCUGAUGAGUUCAGGGGAUUUCAUCCUGUAUUUUCUUAGUGUUUUAAGAAGCAGAAGUACCAUAAUUGCACUGAUUAUUUUAUCCAGUAUAUAACAGCAACAAAAGUACCAGGUGCACAUGUAAUGAUAAUAUUAACAGCGCCAAAGGGGUUUAGCAUCCCCCUCUUUCAGUCAGGUCCUUAUGAAUUCUGAUAACCACAUAAUUAUUUUAAUUUGUUUGCCCCCCCCCCCCCCCACCCCCCAACACUGACAUUCAACAUUGCUAGAGAAGAAGGGAUGACUGCCCCAAAAGCAAAGUUGCUUUUUGCCAAUCCAAAUGUGUGAAGUUGAUACUUAAGUGUACAAAGAAUUCUGAUCCCAGCAGCAGUAUUGCGGGUUCUCCCUCUGUUAUUGGCUAAUAUGAGCAACGAGGUUAGAACCAUCAAACAUCAUUUCUGAUUGACUACAGUCACGAAUCAUUCAUUGAAACCAACUCAUAAUGAUAUUUUUUCUUUAGUGAAAGCAGAAUUUAGUACACUGGCAGACACCCUGCCUUUAAUACACCUUAACAUUGUCUUGAGGGUCUUUUAAUGGCUCCUUCCCUUUAAAAAUCCCCUUUCGUAAACAUAGGUACUUCUGUAAACUAAAUACAGUCAUAUUGUAACUACAGGGCCCACGCCACGAAGUUAAACAUUGGGGGCAAGGCUAACAAAAGUGGGGGGUGGUCAAGGCUUUUAUUGCAUUCUUGAAAUCAUUUGCUUCCGAAAUAAUUGGAGGCCCCAGCCCCCCCCCCCGCCCCCCUCAGCUGGCGUGAGCCUUGAACUGGUUAUGUGUUGUUGUUUUUCUUUGUUUGAAGAUAACCGAUUGAGCUCGCGCUGAUGCAACAAAACUAAAUACUGUCGAAUAGUAACUGGCUAAAGUUUAUUUACACUGAAAAUAGUUCUGUAUCGUGCUAUUUAAUAAUCUUCGUUAUUUUUGUUGAUUAAUUUCAGGAUCAAAUUUUCUUGAUUGAAAUUUUCAUUUAGAUUUUACGUUUUUCCUGUGUUUAUGCAUACUUUAUUAACGCAGUAAGACCGGUGUAUUGCAGACCGUUGAUUUUCCGGGGGUUGUCCAAGGUCCGAAUUCGAAAUAUUGAUAAGAAAUGUCAUUCGCACAACCUGUAUUUCCAGAUAUUAGACAGUAUAAUCCCGAAAACUCGAACUUCCCUCCUGGAAUAACCUUUAAUUAUCUUACCUGUUUUUGCAUACCCUUUAGAAGCUUCCCAAAUACCUCCGAACCCCUAAUGUCACCGGCACCGUGGAGGAGGGGGGCUGGGGGGCUUUAGACCCUCCACUUUUUGCAAAAAAUGACAAAUACUAAGUAAUAAACUACCAGUAAAGCCUCUUUUUAUACGGUUUAGCCCCCCCCCCCACCCACUGUUUUUAGACCCCCUCACUUUUCUCAACGCUCCUCGGUGCUUGUAAUGCCAUCAACUUUCCUUAACUCGAACAGUAUUGCAUACCCCUUGGAACCUUUCCUACAACACCCCCAAUUCCUAAAUAAGCAAAACUCCGUUACCUCAAGUUUUUAUAUCCUUCCCAUGGAGGUUCGAGAAAUCGGGCUUAUGCUAAAGUUUUCACAGUUUAUGACAAGUUGUAUUAUUUCAUAUCCUUGAAGUCAUAUUUAAUGGCAUUUGACAUCACCUGUUUCUUUUUAAAA